AUGGAUUCAACGAUAGAAAACACUGACAAAGAAGCGGAUUUUGCAACUGAACAACUUGAAGAGACUCCUGAAGCGUCUAGCGAGGAAGAAACUGAAAAAACCUCCGAGGAAACUGGCGAAAAUGCCGUCGAAAACGGGACAGUUGCAGGCAGAAAUUUGGAGGAACAGUCGAGUUCUGAAAUAAAUGUUGAUUUUGAAACUGAAAAAGCUGGAAAAAAUGACGGAAAUACGGAACAACAAGCUGUCGAAGUUGUGGAAAUUGAGGAAAAAGAUAUUAUAGAGACACUAGAUGAGGCAAAAAGCGUUCAGGGCAAUGUUGAAAGUGUACAAGAGACGCAGGACAGUAUUGUAGUGGAAAAUAGAAAUGAAACUAUUGAUUUGUUGUCAAAUGUGGAAACGGAAACCCAGUUUCGUACUUCAGAAAUACAUAGUGAACCCGCAAAACCACCAGGAGAGGUAAAACAGCAACAAGAGUGGACUGAUUUGCUUGGAAAUGGUCUUCUGAAGAAAAAAGUAAGUUUUUAUAUAAUUUUGAGUGGAAUGCAUGAUGCAAUAAUGUGUAUAUUGUGCAUGAUACUGACUUGUACAGGCUUGUAUGGAGUGAAACUUUUGUGCAUUGGAUGUUGCACCAAAUACUUGUUAAUAUAUUACUGUAUUGCUGGUUGUGCAUGGCGACACGUCCGCUCCAUGGUGCUUACAUUCCAUACUGGCCAGUACAGGCAAAAUUGAUCUAUACCUGAAUGUUUCCUGGGAAAAAUAGACAUAAUUAGAGUCUGUUACAGGGAGAAUCAUAUUCAAAUUUGUACAAUAUUGAGAAUCAUUCAAAUUUGUACAAUUUUGGGUUCACAAAAAAGGUGUAGGUCCACAUCUCACAGGAAAAAUUUCAAAUUCCCAGCAAUGGGUAAUUCCAGAAGAAAUUUCCUACCUCUCCACAGAGGAAAUUGGAAGUUAACCUUCCUCCCCUCUUUAGAUGUCCUAAUACAGUGAGUAUUAUCAGAAACAAUUUUUCUUUCCUCCCUCUCUGUGUGGAUAUUUUCUGGAACAACACAUUGGGUUUUGUAUGAUAAUUUUUUAAACCAACCUGGCAAGACUUUGCCAACCCUGCAUGAUUUUUGGCUAAUGCCAUCAGGCCUGCCAAGUGCUCUCAGUUGCAUUGAAAGAUGAUUAGCGACUGCCCCCUACUCUCUGCAUGGCUGAAUCCUCAAGGAUUUUUAUCAUUUCACUUCUCCAGAUUAUAAGAGCAGGGAAGGAAGAUGGCUCUCGACCAUUACUAGGCCAAGAAGUUUGCAUCAGAUGUGAAGGAACGUUAGCAAGUGGUGACAAAGUUGAUGUGAAGGAGAAAUUGCAGUUUAUCAUAGGAGAUGGUGAUAUUGUUACAGGUACAUGUAGGUUAAUAUGUUUACCAUCAUAUAAAAAAUUCCACCGUCGCACAAAGAAAUUUUAAAAAUAUCAAUCUAAGUGGUGCAAUUUGUUGUUACAAAUUAGCUUUGUGUCAAGAAUAUUCUAUAAUAUUGUAAUUUAUUGAAUGGUAUUUUAGCAUUGGAUUUGUGUGUGCCAACCAUGUUGGAAAGUGAGAUUUGCGAGUUGGUAGCAGCAGCAAGAUUUGCUUAUGGCACUUCUGGAAGGUACUGUUGGAAUCAUCAUCAAAACUAACUUCAGUUCUCUAUAGUGGUCUGGAGAGAGCAAUCCCUUAUUGGGACAGUUGUGCUGCGAAGGAAAACCUAAACUAAAUAAAUUAACUAACUUUAUAAUAAUGGAUAGCUCUAUCAGUCCAAAUCCAAAACUGUUCUCUCUAGAGAUCCAAAACUGUUUUCUGUGUCAGUCCUAAAUUUUGUUUUCUAUUGCCUACUUUCAAACCUAGAGAGUCUGAAUACACGUCCCUAAAUAUUAUGACAUUGACAAUCAACACAAGACCCACAUAAUAAGAAAGAGCAUGUUGUCCUUUGCAAAAUUUCCAAGUUUGAUGUCAGGUUGAUAUUGAUCAAGAUACAGCCAUUCAAAGACUCAAAAUUUUAUUAAUCAACGUAUGGUUGUCCAGACAAAUGUCCGGAAAUCCAUACAUCCAAAUACGAAUUAGUAUUCAAGACAACUUUUGACAAGUAUAAUAUUUCUUGGAACAGAGAAGAUGAUGAUGAAGGUGAUGUUCCACCAGACAGUGAAGUCACAUAUAUGUUGGAACUCUUGAGUGUUGCGGAUGGACCCAAUAUCUCACAAUUGACGGAUGAACAAAGGAUUGAAUUAGGGUAUGAUUAUUCCAUUAAACCCAUAUUGAGCACCAGCGCUCUUCCCUUGACAAGUAAAUCAUCUGGCUUUGGACAGAGGAAAAUAAUAAAGUAGGGUGCAGUGCAACCUGUUGGGUUAAUGGAUUGUCAUGUGUACCUGUAGCUGUUUGUGGUGAAGGUGUGAUCUAACUACCUGAAAAAUAACAGGGUUCUAAAUUUGCAUUUGUUUCCAAUAGUGGAUUCUGAAAUUUAGGACUUUGGCUCUAACCAACUGAUUUUAAAAUGUACUAUUAUUUUAUCUUUUUAUUAGAGAUCAGAAACGAGAACGAGGCAAUGAUUUAUUCAGGAGAGAAGAAUACUCUCUAGCUGUACAUUCUUAUUCAAGGUGAACUUUUUAAACUGACUGAGCACUCUCCCCUUGACAAGUAAAAUCAUCUGGCAUUAGACAGUGAGUGUAAAAUAAUAAAGCAGGGCACAUUGCCACUUAAAGGGUUAAUUUGGAAAGUGUGUUGCAUAGCCAUCAUUCAUGAUUUUGUAGUUGACUUAUGUAAUUGUGUGAACAGCAUGUGCAUAAUUGGCAGUUGCUGUUGUGUUGACCUUCAUUUGUACAAUUGAGGUGCAAUUACAAUCAGACAACUGCAUAAAUACUAGACAGUCUAGCUGCUUAGGAUUUUAAAAAAGCUAUAUGCACAUGUGAAGCAAUAUCACGAUAGUCAUCGAGCAUGACGAUAAUUUUGAUAUAUCGUCGCUUAGGUUUCUACCUUCCAUACGAUAAUUGCGAUUGAAAAUAUCGCGAUAAAUCAAAAUAUCGAAAUAUCACCCAACCCUAGAUGCUACAGUAAUUACACUCAUAUACAGUAGUAUGCCACUAUUACCUAAACACCCUCAAUAUAUAUGUGUAGUGACCCAGAAUAUAAAGCUAUAUUAUAUAGACAAUUGUGAGGUUGAAAGCAUUCUAAUUUAUUUACUGUACAGUAUGUAUAAUUUUCUUUCCCAGAGCCUUGAAGUAUUUGGGAUCAUCAAAAUCUGAGGUAAUCUUUUUAUAAAAGUUACAUUUUAUAGAUAUUCAUAUUAUAAUAUUCAUUUAAUUGUCUCUUUAUAUUUUGCUAUCUUGUAAUUGUAUAAGUUAUUAGCAAGUUUCUUUCUAGUUUGAGUCUAAUAGGUAUUUGACAUUUUACAGGCUAUCAUUGAACUGAAAGUCAAAUGUUGGAACAAUAUUUCUGCAUCACAUCUAAAGGUUAGGCAGAAUACUUAGAGAGAGCAGAGUCUGUCUGGUGCCAGACAAUUUUAAAGUAUUUGUUGACUAAUUAAUAUAUUUAUAAAUUGAAGAACUAAUAACAAUUGCUUAUCUUAUUAUCCCCAGGUUCUGGAAUAUGCUGCUGCAAGGAAUGCAUGCGAUUCAGUCUUGGAGGUUGAUCCAAAUAAUGUUAAAGCUUUAUUUCGAAAAGGAAAGGUGUGUUACUUGGAAAUUUUAACAUUUUUUGCUACUUGAGCAUACAUGUAAGGUUCAUGACCUUCAUAGCAAGAAAAUGUUAAACCCCACAGCUUUUAAAAUCAAACUUUGAUAAAGUUGUUAAAUUGUACUAAAUUUAAAGGUGUUGUAUGCGGAAGGAGAAUAUGAAGAAUCUGUUGAACUUUUGAGAAAAGCUAAUUCUCUUGAUCCUGAAAAUAGGGUGAGUAUUUGUUGGUACAUGGCAAUACAGUAUUUACUGGGACCUGUGGGAAACAGUGGUGAUUGCCGAGGGAGGGGGGGGGGGGAUUAAAAACUGUACUUUGCAUCAGUUUGUGGUGAUCUUCAACACAACAAAACAUAAGAUUUUUAAAUAUUACAUAAGAUUUUGAUGUAAAAUGCCGCCAAAAUUAGUUAUACCAAUUUUCAACAGGUGAUGUUCAUGUUGACAUAAUUAAACGUUGCUUGCUUAACAGCACAGUUCAGCUUUUUGAAUGAUGGUUUUUAAGGCGAAUUUUAGCCCUUUCAAUAGACAACUUGCAUGUUAGACUAAUUUUUGAUUUAGGCAAAAAAACCUAAAUUCCCGUAAAGAACUUAUUAAAAUCAGUAAAAUUGCAAAAUUUGGUUACGAAAUGUUGUAAAAUACAGAAAAUAUAGCCUUGCGAAGUUUGCAUAUUUUCAGUAUGUUUGUAUUACGUGCGGAAAUUGUUACCAUUUUUGAGCCGAAAAUUGUAACAAUUUCCGCACGCAAUACAAAUAUACUGAAAAUAUGAAAACUUCGCAAGGCUAUAUUUUCUGUAUUUUACAACAUUUCGCAACCAAAUUCAGUUGCAGUUUUACUAAUUUCAUUACGAUCUUUUUAACUGUGGUGUUUGAUUUCCUUCUCUUUACUUAGAUUAAAAUUUAGUCUAACAUGCAAGUUGUCAAUUGAAAAAAAAAAACUAACUAGUAGGAAAAUCAAUUAUGCAUAAUUCAAGAUCAGCAAAUGUUUUUAACAAUAAAAAUGUUUUAAAAUGUUAAAAUCGUUAAGUUUGCUGAUCUUGAAUUAUGUUUAAUUGAUUUUCCUGGUUAGUUGUUUCAAGUAAAAGGGCUGUAAUGUGCCUUAAAAACCAUCAUUCAGAAGGCUGAACUGUGCCUUUAAGCUCACUAGUAUGUUUUGUUGAUCGUCAACUGAAAAUGUUUCCUCAGACCAUGACAAUAAAUAUGUUCCAUUGUGGUCCAUACAACAAAAAAGCAAAUUCAGAAUUCUAACUUGUUCCUAAUUUUCACUUGUAGUUAAUAAGGAGAGAACUUUACCUAGUCAGACAAAAGUUAGAUGAAAGUACGGAAAAAGAACGCAGUACAUAUCAAAGAAUGUUUGGUCUCAAUAACGAUAACACGACAUCAGAAAAUAAUAACACGGUAUGAAAAUAAUGUCGGUAGUGAUAUAAAAGACUUCCCAAAACUAAACACACACACAUUUCUAGUAAACUCAUGAUGCAAUCAUAUUGAGUAUUUGAGUGACCUCUGCCAUUAAUGUUCAGGGAAAUGAGCAAGUCUUUCGGUGGUAGACCUGUCUAUUAUAUAUCCUGAGUCUGAGAGUGGAGAGGGGAAUUUGGGGAAAUUGUCCUUGCAAUGCUGGAGCUUUGUCAAACUUUUGCUAAGUUUGCAGAAGCUGUACAAGAAGCUUUUAUAUAUUUCAUGUAAUAGCUGUAAUUUUUUCUUUCCCCCACCUCCGAGGAUAUCUGAUAGUCCACCCUUAAAUUCAAGGAAUAAUGUCUGUCAACCAUAUGUUGUUGCACCUAUAGUGGGACAUGGGUUUUAAGGUCUUUCAAAGUUUCAAUAGCAAAUUUCCUGCAGCUGUUUAACAUUUUCUGCGAGCAGUGCUCGCGUGCUCGCCUAUUUUUUCCACCCUGCCUUGAAAGGCGAAAGCAAUCUCAUAUCCAAGUACUUGAUUCAACUUAACCUAACAUUUCCCGGUAACAUUUUAUAUUUUUCAGUUUUUCACGUGGCCUGUGAUAUUGGGUAUAACUGGAGUAGCAAUAGGAGGAGUGGUUUGCGCACUUCUGUUAUCAAGACAUUGACUGUCCACCUCAUCACAAGUGCAUCUGAGCUCUAGAUGAGGUAUUUUUUGCCAAUCUUCAAUUGCGUAACUGGAGGGUGUUUGGGUGUCCAGAGGCGGGGCCCCCAGAAAAAAUGACCAUAAAAUUUUUGCUAGUACAUUGGGCAAAUUGGCCCGAGCCUCAGUUAUAGAGGGUCAGAAAAUUAGCAACGGCUGGCCCCCAAAAGCAGGAAUUGGUGAAAUUGUGAAAUUUGGAGCCCCUUUUUUGGCAGAAUGGAUAGGAAAAAAUGUUUACUUGUCAUAGUCCUGAAAAUGUUUUUAACACCUUUUUUUAAGGAAUACGGUUCGAAAAUUUUUUUUCUUCCCCUCCCCGCUACGCCACUGCCAAUCUUAGACACCAAUCACUGGUUAUACUACAGCAAUAAGCGGGUUUUUAGAGCACAUUGUGGUUUUGAAAUGAUUGUGGAAUAAUUUGUUUUUCUAGGAAGCGAAUUGGCAAGAGAAAAUGUUUGGAACGAAGAUAAUAGUCUCCCGAAUUUAUCUUGUCACGUCGAAACAGCGCAUGAAGAGACUGUCUUAG
This is a messenger RNA of Paramuricea clavata, 6293 nucleotides long. NCBI's taxonomy places the organism in Eukaryota, Metazoa, Cnidaria, Anthozoa, Malacalcyonacea, Plexauridae. The record is from the annotation of a GenBank genome assembly.